CCUUGAUGUUACCCGGUCAGGCAAGCCCGGGCAUACCCAUGGAUUGUGGGGUACCUACGAAGCCUCAGGAGGCUAUUCUAGUGCAUCGAUGCUGCUGAGAACAAGCCAGGGCCAUUGAAGUUUGGAGACGGUUGCCAAGUCCUAGUGUGCUAGCCCCAGCCCUGCUUCACUGUAUUCUGUAUCCCACCAUGCAGGACUCGCAAUCGCCACCCGAGCUACCAGUCUUCCCGGAGCGCGACGAGCAGGGCAGCGGCGAUCUGCCCACAUACGACGACCUUGCCACGCAGCAGGGCCCGAACUCAAGGUUCGGGCGAUGGAGGCAAUGGAUAGAGAAGAGGGCGGCCGAGCGAUACACAGAUAGCACCCCGGAGGAUCUGCAGCGGCGGAGGGCAAGAGGGUGGGGAGAAGGUACCAACCAGAGACAGGCAGAGCUCUCGGCCCCUGCACCCGCUCGCUACGCCGCACAAUCCUCGCGACCACUUCCACCUACGCCCCAGCUGCACAUCCAGACUGACGUUUCCGCCGCGGGCUCCUCCACUACCCUUCCACCAACCCAGACACCGAGCCUUCUGCCUGAACCCUCACCGCCUGCGACGCUCGUCUCGGAGGCCCUCUCGCCUUCACGACUGAAGCUAUAUCAAUUCGGUUCUCGCUUCCUUCCCCAUACCACUACCCCCAUACGAUGUCUCCUUCCGCUGUUGAACGACCAAAUCCUGCUGAUCGGCCAUGACAGAGGGUUGUCUGUCCUUGACAUGUUCCCGCGUGAGUGGACGGACGAAGGGUUGACGGAGAAGGGGCCAACAGACGCGGAGGUAAGGGCAGUUUGGGAGGGAGAAGCCGUGUACCAGAUGUCUGUGCUGGAAAUGGAGAGCACGGGUCAAGGGACUCCCCAGGGUGUCGUGCUUGCCCUCGUAGGGCCCGUACAGGACGACUCCUCGAAGGAACAGGAGGGGGUCAGAACGCUACGGAUGUAUAACCUCGCUAGCCUUGUAAGCCUCGCCAAAUGGGCGAUUGCCCAAAAGGGACAGAAUACAUUAAACCUGCGACAGGUGGGUUAUGGUGCUGGGAAGCACGGUCUAUCCAAGAGGCAUAGGCAGCAAAGCAGCCUGACAAAGGGCCUCCGGAAUCUCGUCAUUGAGUCGCCCAUCGCGCAGCCACAAACCCCACCAGACUCUAAUGCUGAGCCGCAAGCGUCGUACUCGGAUCUCGCGGAUGCACCGAUGUACUCGAAACGCCUACCGCCCCGUCCCUCAGAACAACGAGCGGAGUCGGACGACUCACAGGCCUCUUGGGAUACCUUGGACGAUAUGCAUGAUCUGCCGUUGCUUUGGGCUGCUCAUUAUACCCCGCUUGCAUCGCCUGGCUCCCGGUUACACAAUGCAUCGGUGCUGUUCUACGAGUAUUAUCGCAAUGAGAACACACGUAGCAGGGGCGGCGUGCUCCUCGCGGUUGCAACGAAAUCAAACAUCUUCCUCUAUGAAGCACCGAAAGGCGAACGGGCGUUCCACCUCGUGAAGGAGUUCUACACGCCGCUGACAGCGAGGAGUAUCUCCUUCGUCCAACAGUCCGUGAUCGACUCUAUGUCGCGCAGUUCUUCGGACGUCUCGCCUCGCAAAUCCGGAGUCUCGCGAGAUCGACAUUCGCGGGUCGUAUCCCUAGGCCCCGACAGCUACCGAUACCCCAACCAGCUCGGCCUCUUCGUCAUCUUCGAGAAGAAAGCCGGGCUCAUCCGAAUCGCGGACUCGGCUGUCGGCGAGGUAGACUUAUACGAGGAGAGCGGCGGCCUGCAACACCUGCUUAACCCAGGGACGACGUCGCCCAUCUCCCGCAGGUCACGCUCCUCCUGGGACGGUCGAGGCUUCACCAAGGAACACAAGGGACUCUGGGUGGCACCGGUGAAGUUCAACCUACCUUCCAUCGAAGGUGCAAGUCGACCACUGGCUCAAAGCAUGUACGUGCUCACGCGCGGAAGGAUCUCACACGUCGUCCCGCAUCCACUGCCUCCCAGCGUGUCCGCCGUGCCUCCAAAUCGCGUCCUUGUAUGGUCGUCGCAACCGACCAACAUCAGCUGCAGGGUAUGCACGCCCGCUCGCGACGAGAACGGACCACCGCCUUUCCUGCAAGUGGUCGCAUUCGGCGAAGGCGGUAUUGAGGUGCAGGAAGUCAUGCUCUCCACGUUGCUCCAAGCGGAACGCAAGGGCAAGAAACGGGACGAUGAGCCUGUGCGUGCGUCAGUCGAUAUAGGCGGUGAUACUGGGUACCUUGGCGUCGGGGGCCACUGGAGUCGGCCGUACUAUGCCCUGACUCGCGCAUCCUCCGUCGCGAGCUAUGACUCCGCUGAGAGUGGCUGGUCUGACCAGACCCUCGCAGACAGGCUGCGUGCACAUCAGGGCAUCUACGGCUGGGUGAGGAAGGGCCUAGAGGACUGGCGGGUCUUCUGGGUGGGCGGUACCGGAGCAGAGCACGAAGAUGAAGAUGACGAUUAUGUAUGA
Molecule: messenger RNA, 2492 nt
Organism: Rhodofomes roseus
Lineage: Eukaryota; Fungi; Basidiomycota; Agaricomycetes; Polyporales; Fomitopsidaceae
Exons: 7
Coding region: 189-2492 (767 amino acids)
Source: RefSeq, a predicted model, not a curated record